This is a messenger RNA of Diaporthe batatas, 6144 nucleotides long. RefSeq names its product DNA-directed RNA polymerase I core subunit RPA190. The coding region runs from base 375 to 5543 and encodes 1722 amino acids. The record is from RefSeq and is a predicted model, not a curated record. Gene Ontology annotation, molecular function: DNA-directed RNA polymerase activity; DNA binding. The transcript has 3 exons. Lineage: Eukaryota; Fungi; Ascomycota; Sordariomycetes; Diaporthales; Diaporthaceae. Gene Ontology annotation, cellular component: RNA polymerase I complex. Gene Ontology annotation, biological process: DNA-templated transcription.
CCGUCUUGUCUCGUCCCGUCUCGCCUCUUUUCUCAUCGGUCGCGAUCGGCGCAGGGGGAAAAUUUCACGGCGGCUGUCAUCGCAGUCCGUUGGCUUGUAUUCAGGCCAGAACUGUGCGCCCACCACCCACUACUCACCACCCGCCACCCAUCUCACCAACUCAAUUCCUCACCACCUCCCUCAGUAGUGUGCACCCCGUCUUCUCGCAACGCCCCGGCUGCGUCAGUCCCAAACGCCAGUGCCAGACCGGCUACUUCAGUAGUAAUACCGUUGCAGAUCGCAGCUCUCGGGCACUGAGCCUCCCUUCACAACUGGCCCACGGGGUCUCCACGGCGCAAGCGGUGACUUCCGGUGCCACCCCAUCCUAAACCAUCAUGAACAUCUCACAGCCGGUGUCGUCCUCGGUCGACCGGGUUGAGUUCACAUUCCUUACAAAGGAAGAGAUUCACGCAGUGUCGGUCAAGAAGAUCGAGAAUGACACCACCUUCGAUACCCUGCUGAACCCGGUCCGUGGUGGCUUGUAUGACCCUGCCCUUGGAUCAUGGGGUGAAUCAAUCUGUACCACAUGCAAUCUUGGCCAGCAGUCCUGCCCCGGUCAUGCUGGUCACAUCGACCUUCCCGUCCCAGUUUACCACCCGACAUUUAUGGAUCAAGUCCUUCGUCUGGUACGCGCUCAGUGCGUCUACUGCCAUCGCCUGCGUCUACCAAGGCGAGAAGUCCACCGUUAUGUCUGCAUCUUCCGCCUGCUGCAAUACGGCCUCCUCAAGGAGGCAGGCAUGGUCGACGCCAUAGGAGAGAACUUCCAUGGUUUGGCCAUGCCCGAUGUUCCCCAGGCGGAUAUAGCCGACUCAGACUCUGAAGACCAAGCCGGGGCCUCUGACGGCGUCAUGCGGGCGCGUGAUGCCUAUGUCCGCCGGGUCUUGCAGGAACAUCGACCUGCUUUGGGUCGCCGGAAGCACGAAGGUGCCGCUGAGCUGCGUACCGCCCUGGUUGGCGAGUUCUUCAAGGACAUUGUCAAGACAAGGAUGUGUGCUUCGUGCCGUGGCAUUUCUCCAAUCUAUCGUAAGGACCGAUCCGUCAAGAUUUUCGAGAGGACCCUAUCGGGAAAGGAGCAGGCCAAAAUGGCAAAGGCUGGUUUAAAACGAAGCGAAGGCAUUCCGAGCCACGCAUCCAAGAAGAACGACAAGAGAAGCGGCUAUGGGUCUGAUGAAGGUGUUGCCGAUUUGUCGUCCACCGACGAGGAAGGAAACACAUCGGACGAGGGCAGUGGCGACGCACUGGACGAGGACGGUGAUGUUGUCCCGCGCAAAGCCACUCGGAAGCAGCCCUCGGAACAGGAGGCUAUCGCUCAGCGGUACCUCUCCCCGGCUGAGGUGCGGCAUAGGCUGACCACGCUAUUUGAAAAGGAGCAGGAAGUCCUGGCCCUGGUGUAUUGCAGACAACAACGCGCCAAGACGACGCCGCUGCUUGCCUCCAACAUGUUCUUCCUGGAAACUAUCCUCGUGCCGCCCAACCGUUUCCGACCCGAAGCCCGCACCGGGGACUCUCAGAUUGCCGAGGCACAACAGAACAGCCUUUACAAGAACAUCAUCAGGGCGUCUGCGCAACUUGCAUCCAUCUACAGGCAGAUACAGGACCAGUCGACAGGCAUAGUUGAUCCGAGAGGACGAAGAAGCAUGACAGCACUUCAUGAAGCAUGGACCGAACUACAGGACUCAGUAAACGCUUUGAUUGAUCGAAAUCUCAACCCGGUACAAGGGGCCGCAGCGAAGCGGAAUGAGGAGGGAAUCAAGCAGAAGCUCGAGAAAAAGGAGGGUCUUUUCCGAAAGAAUAUGAUGGGAAAGCGAGUCAAUUAUGCCGCCCGAAGUGUGAUUUCCCCGGACCCCAAUAUCGAGACUAAUGAGAUCGGUGUUCCUCCGGUCUUCGCCCGAAAACUGACCUUCCCCGAGCCCGUCACAAGCCACAACUUCAAGGACAUGCAGCAGGCUGUCAUCAAUGGAGUAGAGAAAUGGCCCGGCGCGUCAGCCAUUGAGAAUGAGAAUGGUCAGACCAUCAACCUGCGGAACAAAUCCUUGGAGGACCGUAUCGCGCUCGCCAACCAGCUGCUCGCCCCAGCCAACAACACCUCCAGCGGGCUGAGGAACAAAAAGGUUCAUCGUCACUUGGCGAAUGGUGAUGUAGUCCUAAUGAACCGCCAACCGACUCUGCACAAGCCCUCCAUCAUGGGUCAUCGGGUCAGGGUCCUGCCUGGCGAGAAGACCAUCCGCAUGCACUACGCCAAUUGCAAUACCUACAAUGCCGAUUUCGAUGGUGACGAGAUGAACAUGCACUUUCCUCAGAAUGAGGUCGCGCGCGCGGAGGCGUUACAGCUGGCCGAUACAGACCACCAGUAUAUUUCGGGCACUGCAGGCAAACCGCUACGUGGUCUCAUUCAAGACCACCUGUCGGUCUCGGUCGCGCUCUGUGACAAGGAUACUUUGUUCGACAGGCAGGCCUACCAACAGCUCAUCUACGGUGCUCUUCGUCCGGAGAGCGGUCAUAUCCUAGGGGAAAGAAUUGCAAUGGUGCCUCCGGCGAUCAUGAAGCCCCGAGCACGGUGGACAGGCAAGCAAGUCAUCACGACAAUCCUCAAGAACAUCAAGCCGCCAAACUGCGGUGAUUUGUGGAUGAGUGGCAAGACCCAGAUCCCCGCUGCACGAUGGGGGCCAGACUCGGAGGAGGGUGCUGUCCUCUUCCAAGGUGGCGAGUUCAUUUGCGGAAUUCUGGACAAGUCUCAGCUCGGACCGAGCUCUGGUGGCUUCAUCCACUCCGUUCACGAAGUCUACGGACCUGCCGUUGCCGGCAAGCUGCUCAGCAGCAUGGGCCGCCUCCUGACGAGAUAUCUCAACAUGAGGGCAUUCACCUGCGGAAUGGAUGACUUGAGGCUGACACGAGAAGGGGAAGAGAAGCGGAAGGCCACGCUGGCAGAUGCUCCUCACAUUGGCCUCCGUGUUGCUGCUAAAUAUGUCACACUUGACGAGCAGAAUCCUGGGCCAUCAGACCCUGAACUUCUCAGCCGCCUGGAGGAAGUCAUGCGCGAUGAUUCGAAACAGGAGGGUCUCGAUGCGCUAAUGAACAAGGGCUCGUCCGAACUUUCCAGCGCCGUGACACAAGCGUGUCUGCCUAAUGGUCUUGAAAAGCAUUUCCCAAAGAACCAAAUGCAGUCCAUGACGACUUCCGGUGCAAAAGGCUCUUUGGUCAAUGCGAACCUGAUCUCCUGCAACUUGGGUCAGCAAAUUCUGGAGGGCCGGCGAGUUCCACUCAUGGUCAGCGGUAAAUCACUGCCAAGUUUCCGGCCAUACGACACGGAUAUCCGGGCCGGCGGGUACAUUGUGAACCGAUUUUUGACCGGCAUACGGCCACAGGAAUACUAUUUCCAUCACAUGGCUGGCCGUGAAGGCUUGAUCGAUACGGCUGUCAAGACGUCCCGUUCUGGCUACCUUCAGAGAUGUCUUAUCAAGGGCAUGGAAGGUCUCACAGUUGGCUACGACAGCUCGGUCAGGGACUCAGACGGAACACUGGUCCAAUUCCUAUAUGGUGAGGAUGGGCUCGACAUCGCGAAGCAAAAAUACUUAACGAAUUUUGGCUUUGUGCUCCGCAACUUUGAGUCGCAGCUGGCGCAGACUGAUCACGACGAGGCCGCCACGCUAGGGUUGUUCGACCACAAGGAAGAGUUCCUCAAGAAAAACAAGAUGGCAGUGAAGAAGGCGAAAGCGGGAUUAGUCAACACUGAUGAGCCUGUCAAUUGUGCGGUUGCUUCCGCACGGAAUGCGUUUGCCACCUCGGAGAAAUUCUACGAGGCCAUGUCUGAGUACAUCAAAUCCAACCCGGACUCACUGAUCAGGGACAAGAAAGACAAGGACGAGAACAAGCUCUUGGCGAAAGCCAUCACUUUGCCUCGGAAACAAGUCGAGAAGAUUCUGGCGGCCAAGUACUUGAGGUCUCUAGUGGAGCCUGGUGAGGCAGUUGGCAUUGUCGCCGGGCAAUCAGUUGGAGAACCGUCGACACAGAUGACCCUGAACACGUUCCACUUGGCUGGCCAUUCGGCCAAGAACGUCACGCUGGGUAUUCCUCGACUCCGCGAAAUUUUAAUGACGGCUAGUGCGAACAUCUCCACUCCGGCCAUGACACUCGUACUAAAUGAGGAGCUGUCAGCGGAGGACGGUGAGAUGUUCGCCAAAGCUAUUAGCGUCUUGCCACUCUCCCAUGUCCUAGACAAGGUGUCCGUUAGUGAACGAGUCGGAAAAGGUAUUGGAUAUGCGCUGGCAAAGGUAUUCCGCAUACGCCUCAAGUUUUUCCCUUCGCACGAAUACACAGAAGCAUACAACAUUGGUAUUUCCGAUGUUCUAGACACGGUAGAGAACAAGUUCUUGUCACAGCUGGCCAGGGACAUCAAGAAGGAAAUAAAAAAGAAGAGCAGUGGCGUGACUUCGGCGACGCCAGUUGUCGGCAUCAAGUCUGGCACCAUCGAAAUGGCCGGCCCUCCACGCGAGGUGGAGGGCCCUGCGGGCGGUGACAACGAGGACGGAGACGAUGACGACGACGACGACGGUGAUGGCGAUGCUACAACCGCGAAACGACGAGCUAACCGUGGUGAAGAGGCGUCAUACGGCCCCAACGACGAGGAGGAUGACGCAAUCCAACAGCGGUUGCAGAGGGAAGGGGACCUUGGCAGUGAUGACGAGGAUGAAGGUCUCGGCGAGAGCCCGGUUGCUGAAAAUGAUGACGUCCCGACUGUUGAGGAGGGGCCGUCUGCAAGCCAGGCCGUCGAGGGUGCCUCUCGCGAGAGCCGUGUCAAGGAGAAGACACCCAACGUCACGGAGUUCCGGUGCGACGAGUCAAAGGGCGAGUGGUGCGACUUCGUCUUGGAGUACGACGUCAAUGUGCCCAAGAUCCUCAUGCUCAACUUGGUGGAGGCUGCUGUACGAAAGACGCUCAUCCAGCAGAUACCAGGCGUGGGCCAGUGCACCUUCGUCGCAAAGGACAAGGUCUUUGAUGUCCGGGCCGGCGGGGAGGUGGAGGCGGCGGUUGUUCACACGGCCGGCGCUAACCUACAAGCCAUGCAGAAGUACAGCGACUACAUCAACCCAAACAAGAUCUCGACAAACGACAUCGCCGCCGUGCUCGCUGUAUAUGGUGUCGAAGCAGCGCGGAACAACAUCAUUCGGGAGUUGAGUAAUGUCUUUGGCGGCCACGGCAUCAGCGUCGACAACAGGCACCUGAACUUGAUCGGAGACCACAUGACAAGGAAUGGCGGCUUCUCGCCGUUCAACCGGAUGGGUCUGCGGGGCAAUGUCAGCCCCUUCACCAAGAUGAGUUUCGAAACAACACUGGCGGUACUCAAGGAUGCGCUACUUGAUGGUGACUGGGACGACCUGAGCACACCGAGUGGGAGGCUGGUACUGGGAAGGCUAGGGAAGGCAGGGACAGGAUCGUUUGAUGUAUAUACUGCCGCGCCCAUGAGGCACUUUGAUCCGAUGAGAGCAGAUGCGAUGGAGCAGUAAAGCAGGUAGACACGAUGUUUUGAGAUAGGCCGGAACGGCGCCGGUUCCCGGGCCUUUGACGAGAGGAAUGAACAUGGGUUCCUAAAUGCUAUCCUGAUAAAGCAUCGCACCGACUAAUAUGUUCACUCAACAGUCAAGACAGAUCACAGAACCCACCAACACCGAGCGCGAUGUCUGCCGGACCGCCACCCGUGGACCCCAGCCCGCCAGCGAGCCAGUUUGAGCAGUUAUUGGGCUAACAUAGUGGCAAUGCAGCGACCAGGAUCCUCAAGGAGGAAGCAAGGCCCAUGCUAUGCAGCCAUGCUCAGGCACUGGGAGGCUCAAGCGCGCACGACAGACAUCAACGCCUACAACCAGGCCCUUGGGCAUUCAGCACACUCACGCCGAGUACUGCAGAGGUAGGGUACACAACACGGCAGGACUUGAGUCCGCGCUUGCGGGCCAGUGGGGUCAACCCGCGUCGCGUCGCGUCGCGCGGCGCUUCACGGGUUUACAUGUCAUGUUUACUCAUACAUACUUCAAGUAGUGAGCAGACAACGAGAGGAGAUACGCACGUCUCUCGCAAGCACAAGACGGUAAGUGUUUUUGAUCAUGAAUUUCC